GCCUCCCGCCGCCGUGGGUAGUUUGGCGGAGCCGGCCGCCGCGCCUCCCCUCGCCCCGCCGCCGCCGCGCCCGGCCGCUGGGCAGCGCCUGACCGGGGCCAUGUCGCUCCUCCAGUCCGCCCUGGACUUCCUGGCCGGGCCCGGCUCGCUGGGGGCCGCCAGCCGCGACCAGAACGACUUCGUGGGGCAGACGGUGGAGAUGGGUGACAUGAAGCUGCGCAUCAAGCGGGUCAUCGCGGAGGGUGGUUUUGCUUUUGUCUAUGAAGCUCAAGAUCUUGGAAGUGGAAAAGAUUAUGCUUUAAAGCGAUUGUUGUCUAAUGAAGAAGAAAAGAACAAAGCCAUCAUUCAGGAAGUUUGUUUUAUGAAAAAACUUUCAGGUCAUCCCAACAUUGUCCAGUUCUGCUCUGCUGCAUCUAUAGGAAAAGAAGAAUCAGACACAGGACAGGGAGAGUUCCUUCUGCUUACUGAACUAUGUAAAGGACAGCUGGUGGAGUUCUUGAAGAAAGUAGAAUCCAAAGGACCUAUCUCCUGUGAUACAGUUUUGAAGAUCUUUUAUCAGACCUGCAGAGCAGUGCAGCAUAUGCAUAAACAGAAGCCUCCUAUUAUGCACAGAGAUUUAAAGGUGGAAAACUUGCUUAUUAGUAAUCAAGGGACAAUUAAACUUUGUGACUUCGGUAGUGCUACAACUAUAGCUUAUUAUCCUGACUAUAACUGGUCUGCACAGAAGAGAGCAUUGGUUGAAGAAGAGAUUACAAGGAAUACCACACCAAUGUACAGGGCACCAGAGAUGAUAGACUUGUAUUCAAAUUUUCCAAUUGGUGAAAAACAAGACAUAUGGGCUCUGGGCUGUAUCCUGUACUUAUUGUGCUUCCGGCAACAUCCGUUUGAAGAUGGAGCUAAACUUCGCAUAGUCAAUGGGAAAUACGUCAUUCCCCAGAAUGACACCCGCUAUACAGUGUUUCAUGAUCUCAUUCGUUGCAAUUUGAAGGUGAACCCAGAGGAGAGGUUGUCAAUCACUGAACUUGUGAAUCAGUUGCAGGAGGUUGCGGCGGCCAGGAAUGUGAAUCCUAAAUCUCCUAUCACAGAGCUUCUGGAACAAAAUGGAGGCUAUGGAAACAAUGCUCAGCCUCGAACGUCUACGAACUCAGUUUUACAGAGCUCGAAGCCUGCAGGACAGCUCAACAAUAUGUAUAAUGCAGGCCUGACUGUUGCGGAAUGUGACCAGACUUAUGGAGGGUUCUUUGAUAUUCUGAGGGGUGGAACAGAGCGAUUUUUCACUAAUAUUAAGGAUACAUCUUCUAAAGUUAUCCAGUCUGUGGCCAAUUAUGCAAAAGGAGACCUGGAUAUAUCAUACAUCACUUCCAGAAUUGCUGUGAUGUCCUUUCCAGCAGAAGGUGUAGAAUCUGCCAUCAAAAAUAACAUAGAAGAUGUGCGGUUAUGUUUAGACUCUAAACACCCUGGUCACUAUGCUGUGUACAAUCUUUCUCCAAGAACAUACAGACCUUCAAGAUUCCAUAAUAGGGUUUCUGAAUGUGGCUGGCCUGCAAGACGAGCACCAAAUCUUCAGAACCUUUAUAGCAUAUGCAAGAACAUGCAUUUAUGGCUGAAACAAGAUCAGAAAAAUGUUUGCAUUGUGCACUGUCUUGAUGGAAGAGCAGCAUCUGCUGUUGUAGUUUGUUCUUUUCUAUGUUUCUGUCGUCUCUUCACUACUGCUGAGGCUGCAGUUUAUAUGUUCAGUAUGAAACGCUGUCCUCCUGGCAUUUGGCCUUCUCAUAAAAGAUACAUUGAAUACAUGUGUGACAUGAUGGCUGAAGAACCCAUUAUUCCUCAUAGCAAGCCGAUCUUCGUCAAAUCAAUCACUAUGACUCCAGUUCCACUUUUCAGUAAGCAGCGCAAUGGCUGCAGGCCUUUCUGUGAAGUUUAUGUGGGGGAUGAGAGAGUGACCACUACCUCCCAGGAAUAUGACAAAAUGAAAGAGUUCAAAAUUGAAGAUGGGAAAGCAAUAAUUCCACUAGGAAUAACAGUCCAAGGGGAUGUUCUCAUUGUGAUAUAUCAUGCCAGGUCGACACUAGGAGGCAGGCUGCAAGCUAAGAUGGCUUCAAUGAAGAUGUUCCAGAUUCAAUUCCACACAGGUUUUGUGCCCCGAAAUGCCACCACAGUGAAAUUUGCCAAGUAUGAUCUGGAUGCUUGUGACAUUCAAGAAAAAUAUCCUGAUUUAUUUCAAGUCAAUUUGGAAGUGGAAGUGGAGCCCAGAGAUAGACCUAGCUGUGAACAGCCACCGUGGGAUAACAUGAACAUAAAGGGACUGAAUCCAAAGAUCCUUUUCUCAACCCGAGAGGAACAACAAGAAAUCUUAUCAAAAUUUGGAAAACCAGAGCUGCCUAGACAGCCAGGUUCAACUGCACAAUAUGAAGCAGAAGCAUCACAACUGGAGCAAUCUUCAGAAAGCAUACCUACUGAGACGGAAUCACCACACAGUAGUAGUACUGAUGCAAAUAACUUCUUUCAUUCUCUGGACUGGAAAGAUGGAAAAAGUUCAGAAAGUGGAGUAGAGGACAAUUCUUCCAAAAAUGAUCAUGUUCAACUAACUGAUGACAAGGAGGAGAGUGAUCCUUCCGAUGAGGAAUUCUCUACGUUUUCGGGAGAAGAAAGAGUGGUAACUGAUGAAAAAGACUCUACUACUCCAGAAGGAGAGUUGCUUUUUGAAGCCAGUUUUGAAACACCACCUACACUGUUACAAAAACCUGUUUCUGAAGAGAAUGUAGAUUUACUGGGACUAGACUCUGAUGUUUUACCAGAACAGAAACAGCCUAUCUCAGAAAUAAAUUCUUCAUCAAGCAAUGCAGACUUAUUGAACAGUCUUUUUGUGGGUGACACAUCACAGAUUUCAGAAGAGUCCACUGGAGAUCUUCUGGGACAAGGAACAGAUUUCUUUUUCAGUCAGGUUCAGCAUCCAGUUGCUGCUCAGACUACAUCUUCAGCAACAGCUGUAUCUUCUGUUGAUCCUUUUGAUCCAUUCACAAUGUCAUCAAGUCCUGAAAAUUCAACGGUGCCUGGUCCAGACCUCUUUGGAGAUUUCCUUAAUCCAAAUUCAACAUCUACGUCAAGUACAUUUCCUUCCACACACAGUUCACUUCCACCUUCUUCCAGCUCAGACUUCUUAAACUUAGGAAAUUUAACAGCAGAACCACCUAAAAUAUCAUCAUCUUCAAGCCAGCCUGAUCUCUUAGGUGGAUGGGAUUCUUGGGUAGAGUCCUCAACAGCUAGCAAUGUGACAUCAUCACAACUGAAGACAACUCUGUUUGAAGGUCAAGCUUUUACCACAGGGAGCCAGUCCAGUGUAUCUUCAGGUCCAUCUUUCAGCCAAGCUAAAUCUCAAAACUUCGACCCUUUUGCUGAUCUUGCCAACCUUGGAUCUAGUCUUCCAGGUCCCUCCAGUGGUGGAUUCCCAACUAGCGGGUUUGGUCAGAAGUCUGCUUCAUCUCAGAAGUCAGGAAAUCAGUGGCAGAAAAACACAAAACCACAGAGUACUUCGUGGCAGUCCCAAACUAAACCCAGCACACCAGCUAAACCCAAUUAUACAGUAAACUUCAGUGUGAUUGGAGGACGAGAGGAAAGAGGAGUCAGAACUCCAGGCUUUGGUCAAAAGCCAAAGGUUUCAGAAAAUGACUUCGAGGAUCUCCUAUCUAAUCAAGGGUUUUCAGCUAAAUCUGAUAAAAAGGGACCAAAGACCAUUGCUGAGAUGAGAAAACAAGAAAUGUCAAAAGAUAUGGACCCCUUAAAACUGAAGAUUCUUGAAUGGAUUGAGGGAAAGGAGAGAAACAUCAGAGCAUUAAUAUCCACUCUUCAUACUGUGCUUUGGGAAGGGGAAAACAAGUGGAAACCAGUUAGUAUGGCAGAUUUGGUAACUCCAGAACAAGUUAAGAAGUACUAUAGGAAAGCAGUACUUGUAGUUCAUCCAGACAAGGCCACAGGACAGCCUUAUGAGCAGUAUGCCAAAAUGAUCUUCAUGGAAUUGAGUGAUGCAUGGUCAGAGUUUGAAAACCAGGGAUCAAAGUCCCUGUUCUAAAACUUCACCUCUUACAGAAUUUUUUCCAGUAAUAUGAGGCUGAGCCAUGGAGCUGAGCUCUGUCAUGACCUUACUGCGCCUACAAUUUAGGAAAUACUUUUCUGUGAUUUCAGAACAGUUUGAAAUCAUGCGUUUAAAUAUGAUAUAUUUUGUAGUAUAAGGCAUUAUAUAGAUGCAUUAAGCAAACAGCUGCUCAGUACUUUAAGAAUCAGUCUGGAAGUAGAGAUUUCCUUUCAAUUUUAAAUAUGGUAAAAUGGGAUUUUAAUGAUGUUUCCUGGUAUCUGGUAUACUAGUAUCAAUUGUAAAUCAUUCCAGAUCCACAGAUCUUUGUUUAAAGACUCUUUCCCUCAAUUUGUUAUUCUCAUUAGUUUUACGUGAUUUGAUUUUGAUGUUUACCUGUCGCCUUACUCAAAGUGCUUUAGUCAUUGGCAGUGCAUUUGCUUGGCUUAUCUCAAAUCUGAAGGUGUAUAUUUUCAGUUUUAUUUUAUGUAAUCAAUCUGAUAAUCAUUCUGUAAAUUAAAAUGUUUUCAGACAAUACCUGUGUUACUUACAAUGAAUCAACUAGUUGUUUAGUCAAAGAUCCCAGCUGUGGGAAAGUCAGCCAGAAUUGCUGUUUUUUAACAGAUCAUGAACAAUAGAAACAAAUCUUGACUUUAAGAUCUGCAUGUUCCCCUUUUAUUAAUUACAAAUUUUGGAAGGCAAUACUAUCUGACCAGUGCUUAUUUUCCUAGUUCUUUAAAUUGUAUCUUUUGCUUCUGAUUUCAGUGGAAUGUGCCUUCCAAUGGACUUUACUAUGAUAGAAACUGUUAUUCUGAAAGCUGAAGUGCGAGCACAAACCAUUUUACUCUGUUAUGAGUACAUGUUACUUUACAAGUCCUCUGGAGAGCAUUUAGAGUGCUUUAAUUUUUUUCUGCAUGUCUGAACUUCUGUAUUUUGAGAUACGCAUGACAUCAGUGUAUGUGAAAAUAUUAAGGUUCACUGGUAGUGUCACAUUUCUGCUCCUACACUUUCCACGCGCUGGCUGGUACAAAAUAGGUAAAGACCCAACUUGAGAACAAAACUUGCCAUUUUUGUCAUCCAUCUUAUAGUGGCAAUUUUUCAGUAGUGCUGGAGUAAAUAAAUGCCAAUGACCAAUUGUAUAAUAACAAACUGCAAAUCUCAUAGCAAGUUUGGAAAUGCUAAAAGUCAGAAAUGGUGUAUUAAAGUUUUGGUAGCUCUUUCUUGGAACAAUGUAGUUCAGCCAUCUAUGUAGAUAAAGACAUUUCAAUCAUCUUGCCAUUGUAUCUAUUUUUCAUGCUUAAUUUGAGAAGUAACCUAUAACAUUGUCAGAUGCAACUCUUCAAAUGCGCAACAGGAAAAAAUGAGAUUUCUAAUGAUGAGUAAACAGUAUCGUUGCAUGAGGUUUUCUACUGCCAAACCAGCUUGUGAGCUGAUGGGAUAGAAAUUUGUGAAUACGGGGUGCAAUUUAUAGUUGCUCAGAUCUAAGUUAUCUGUUAAUGUCUCUCUGUAGUAGGGUGUGUGUUUGGAUAUAUACACCAUAUAUUCAAUUACUGUGAUUUCUUUUAAAUAUAGAGGCCAGAAUCAGGUGGAAGGUUAUGUAUUAUUCAGAGCUGCAACUGUAUUUCAGUUGCUGCUCCGAAGCAGUCUUAAAUCUCAGGUUUCUCCUUCAUGAAAAUAGGUAACAUCUCAUUUAGAGUAAAGGAACUAAUUUUUUUUUUUUAUUGGGACAUAGUUCUUGUCAUGCAGGGUCUGCAUCCGUAGAAAUUAAAGGCUUCUGCUGGUAGAAUAGAUGUGUUGGAGACCUGCAUGCUUUUUUUUUUUUUUUUUAAACAGGUCUAAAGCAGAUGAUAUAUAGUAAUAGGCUUAAAAAUAGAUGCACCGCCCUGUAGUGACUGGCUGCAUACUUUUUUAAAAAACUGUUCAUUUCAGCAUAUUCAGGGACCUGAAUUUGGAGGGAUAUUUUGCUAGUUUCUUUUCUUGAAUAUGUUCAUGAUUUAAAACACACUGGAAUUUGGAGGAAAAAAUCUUCUGUCUGCUUUGUAUGCUUGGUAGCAUUUUGUGGGUGAUACCAGUUCUCUAGUGUUUUGUUCCCUCUUGUUUUCAAAGUUUUAUUGGGCAGCAGAGAAGAACCUUAGGUGUGAUUUUAAGUGAGCAGGAAAAGAGCAUAGGUGUUUUAUUUGAAACUGAAGAUAUCAUGAAAUCAACUUCCCUUUUUAAAGAUCUGGAGAAUCAUGAAGCUUGGCAGUGGUUUCUUCCACUGGCAUUUCGACAGUAACUGAAAUCAGUCAAAUUUUGGAAGAAACCCUCAACUUGUUUUAUGGCUUAAGCAGCUCUGGCCCUCAGUGAGGGAACUACCUGACCACCUCUAUACUGUUGCUUUCUCUUUUUUGAGUUUAGAUUCCAGGAAUAUAGGAAAGACUCUACAAAUCCAGUAUACUCUAAAAUCUUGACAGUGCUUUGGUUUUGUUUUUGUUUAACUGAUGUUUAACAGUGCUGCAUACAGGAAUGUACAAAAAAGGCAGAGUUUCAGUAAGGCCUUUUUAAAUUUUGAAAUUUCAUUUAGUAAUGAGCAUGAGCACAGUAAAUGCAUGCUGUGUUUAGAUUAUAAAACAUCACGAGGAACAGGUUUAAGGCUUAUACAUUACGUUCUUCUAAUGGAAUCUGGAAGAGGCAAAUCAAGGGGAACUUUAUGUAAACUUAAAUUAAGUCUUAAACAAUGUUGCUGUUAAAGGAGUUGUUCAAAGACAAAAGUCCAAGAAGAUCUAUUUGAACUCCUCUAGAAAUAGCCAUCAGAAAUGGUAAAAGUUGUAUGUAAGUGCUCUUCCCUUUCACACCCUCUGAACUUCACGGUUGUGUGCUUUACAGGAUAGGACUGUACCCAAACCAUCAUAUAUGUAUGUCACUAUAGUUAUAUUAUUAAUGUCCCAUGAAUUGAAAGAAUUUCAAUAUAUACUACAAGAAAAUUGAUUAAGCUGAGACUUGGUCAGAAAGUUUGAAUUCUGUGGAUGUAAAAUGCAGAGUUUCCAUUCCAGCUUGUUAUGCCAUGCACAGUUAGAUUUUUAAAUGGUGAAAUGAAAUAAUGCCCUGAAAGCUAGAUUUUUAUCUGCUUCUGCUGAUUGCAAAACUUGAGGUUCAGGUAAAUGGAAGUGGUGUCACCAGGGCUGAAGAUACCAGACUUCACAUGUGGCACUGAAAGCUCUGUUGUGAAGCUUCUCCUUUUCUCUUGCACCUCAUUGUGCCUUCUGGACCAUGUUUCUUGUUUGAAGUUUCUUUUUGUCUGUUAGUGGAAAAGAAGUGUAACUGUUCAUUGCAGCCUCACAGGAUCCAGUUCUUAAAAUUGGGUAGUGUCAACUGCUAUUGCAGAAGCAAAGUAAAAACAAUGCGAUAUAGAUUGAGAGAACAGUAGAGAACAUCUGGAUUCUAACAGGCAUCUGAAAGUUAUUCCCUCAUUCACUCUUUGCUGGCUGACUUCUGCUUAUGCUUAAAGACUGGUCUAAACUGGUAGGCAAAACGUUUCUGUGUUUCCUGCUUUUCCAGCCUUUUUUGGAAGUGCUACUGACUGAUUAUAGACAAGUGGCAGUACAAGAAGAUUGGCUUUUUUGAAGGUGUUGCUAUGGAGGAGGGCCUAUAAAAUGAGGCUGGUUUCCACUAGUUAUUUCUGAAGUUGGUUGUUAGUUGUAAGAUUUGGAGAGCCGGACAACCUAGCUGUUGAAAGAGAUCAGUGAAUAAGAAAGUGUUAAGAGUCCAUGUGGUAGGACCUGCCAAAGGAGGAAGAGCGCAAUGUUUUUGACCGUCUAGCAGAUACCAGUUGGUUCCAUCUGUUGUUUCCUACUGCUGUCGGAGUUGACUUAUCAGCAGGGAAGAGAAAGCAAAGUGAGCAGUUAAGCUCACAUCCGUAUUAAAUCAAGCAGUUAAUAUUGCUAGUGGGUACUGAUACAGAGGCAUGAAAUGGAGGAAAAGUCCCUCUGCUUUGUCACUUGGGUGAAGUUCAAAUAGUUUGCUAAUCAGUGGUAGCUUUUUCCAGCAGUUAUAGAAAACAAAAUCUACAACAGUGCUAAUUGAGAACACUUCCAUGCAACAGUGACAAAGUUUUUGGUAUUGCAUUUAUGAAUAAUUUGUGCUCAUGAAAUAAAUGCCUUGCUUAUCUGGAUUUUCUUGUUGAUUCCAGAAAGUUCCUCCAAAGUUGUCCUGCCAGGCAUAAAAUGAGUUCCUUCCUGAGUUUGUCUCAAAGCUGCAUGCAGAGGAUUAAUAUGUUGCACUAACAGAACCAGAGCCUGAGCAUAACUGAGGUCUCAGCUGCCCUUUGGGAUUGCUGGGCUACACAAGCUAUUCCACCUCCCAAGACCUGACAACAGCUUCUAGUUGGUGUCAAUGUAUGUUUGCAUGGUCAUUGGCCAUAGCAUUCUUUGCUUUUCAAAGGAAAUAUUUCAGGGGUUGCAUAAAUGUGGUGAUUUUGCUCCUUAGCUUUGUCCUGAAUUGUCUAACAAUUGCAGUGUAAUCAAUGCUUUGUAAAUAAGUUCUGAAGUCCUGUACAGUUGCCUGUGCUUUAUUGGUCAGUUGACACUUUUAUGUCAAGAACUUGCAGGUGAUUGACCUGCCAAAGCUGUAGGAGGAAUGUAUAAUUUCCCACCACUUGAGUCUGUCCCUAGUGCAGAGUGGUUCUGUUUACCAGAUCAUGAGUGGCUGGCAGCAAUGUCCCAGGUGGUUGUGUAUUAAGCGAUGGGAUGACUCAGUUGAGCUGCUGUUCUAAUAUUGAUCAAUCUUGCAAUGUUUGCUUGCUCUCUGAGUGAGCUUAUUGUAAACCGCAGCUUAGGCUGCAUCAGACUUUGAACAUGUGCUCCAAAAAUAACUCAGUCGUUUUAUGAAGGAUACAUGUUUGUCAUGGAAGUUUUUAUUACUAACAGAGGAUUAAGAGGCAUUGUGAGAGCUCCUGAAACCCUCUUUAGUGGAAUGUACUGUAUAUUUGCUGUUUAGUCUUCUAGAAGCAAUUGUCAUCUCCAUGAUGAGGACUUGGCUUGUUCUGAGAUCCUUACUGUAAUUACUAGUAGUUGUGAUUGUACUUUCUGUAUCGGUGAUUUUUCUGAUUUGGAGUGGGCAGAAAGACAAAAUAUAUAUUCGAGUCCUAUUUUUGCCAUCUUUCAUCAGAAAACACAAUGUACUGGGUAGUUUUGCUACUAGUGAAAUGAAAAUCUAUACUUGUAUGUAUAUAAAGGUAAAAUAGUCAAAUUAAACCUUGUUUUAAAAAAAUGAAUAGGUUUAAUGUUUGGCACAAUGUCCUUGAAAAGAUUUUGCUUUGAAAUGUAUUAUGACUUAACCAGUGAUCAAUUAAAA
This is a messenger RNA of Rhea pennata, 9400 nucleotides long. It is a transcript of the gene GAK, whose product is annotated as cyclin G associated kinase. The transcript has 28 exons. Gene Ontology annotation, biological process: positive regulation of Notch signaling pathway; clathrin-dependent endocytosis; clathrin coat disassembly. The record is from RefSeq and is a predicted model, not a curated record. NCBI's taxonomy places the organism in Eukaryota, Metazoa, Chordata, Aves, Rheiformes, Rheidae. Bases 101 to 4069 code for a protein of 1322 amino acids. Gene Ontology annotation, molecular function: protein serine/threonine kinase activity; AP-2 adaptor complex binding; ATP binding. Gene Ontology annotation, cellular component: intracellular membrane-bounded organelle; vesicle; cytoplasm.